GUGCAAAAAGACCAAAAUCAUUCACUUAACAGCACAUGUCUUGGUGCAACAAGAAAAAAAAAAGAGUCACCACCACAAGGAAAAACUAACAUGAAAUGUUAAUCUUUAUUACACCGCACAAAUUAGAUGAUGUAAAAGGCAUAGAGUCCGCGGUGAGUGGAAAAAGAAAGAAAAAAUACAAAGUAGUUGGAUGUGAUGAAACAAACUCCAUUCCACACCCUGUUUCAUAAAUGCUCAACUUUAUCAAAUUUUUCAAUUCAUUUCCCAAUUUAAACCUUACUUAUAGUACUAUACUUGUAUGCAUUUCUUUCAUAUAUAUUUCACAAUCUUGUGCUCUUUUGUUUCUCACCACAAUAUGAGUUCUUCUCAUCAACUUUCUUCUUGCAAAAGAACUCUUUCUCUUCCACUUCACAAGGAGAAUCCUCUGUUGGAAAUACCCUACAAAACAUCACAAGAAUCAUCUUGUUCAUCUUCAUCGUCAUUCUAUUCGAACGAAUUUGUUGGAAUUAAGAUGCCAUUGACACCGAGUCCAACACCGUCUCACAAGAAGGUUAAUUUCCUUGUUACAUCACGUUCUGUGGAUGCUCCAAUUGUUGAUAGUGAUAACAACAAUCUAGGGAUUUUAACCGGAGGGAAGAAGUCAUCAGGUGGUGGUAGAAGUAUUUUACCGAAAUUGAACUUUCGGUAUAAUAGGACAUCAUCAUCUGAUAUUGAAAAGGGUAUAACUUUGGCUCCGGAAAGUCCUUAUGAGAAGCCUUCAAUCUCUGGAUCAGUGUCUUUGAGUAAGCUGUUUGCUCCUAAGAUUUAUAGAACUUCUUCGUUACCGGUUGAAGAAAUUGAGCGUGUUAACACAGACUUUGCUUUUGGUGGAUGUCUUGGUGCUUCUCCAUAUAGAAGCCAGGGAUCGAUAGCUCGCACUCGUUCAGAGCCUGUAGAUAGCCAAGAAAAAACCAUAAGGAAAAUGGAUAAGUUUUUCCGGAUUAUUCCUUCCACCCCAGGUGUAAAGGAAGUGAAAGAAUGGUUAAAAACUUCCGCAGAAAACGAUACUGAAAAUGACGGUGAUAACGGUGAAGAUAUAGCUGAAGAGGAAGCUGUGUGUAGAAUUUGUCUGAUUGAGCUAUGUGAAGGAGGCGAGACAUUGAAGAUGGAAUGCAGUUGCAAAGGCGAACUUGCAUUGGCUCACCAAGAAUGUGCUAUCAAGUGGUUCAGUAUUCGGGGUAACAAGACAUGUGAUGUGUGCAAGGAAGAAGUUCAGAAUCUUCCGGUCACUCUCUUACGGAUCCAAAAUGUCCAAACUCAGACUACCGCAGCAAGGUCUCACCAGGAUGACGACUUCAGGGUUUGGCAGGAGUUACCUGUGCUUGUCAUUGUCAGCAUGCUUGCUUAUUUCUGUUUCCUUGAGCAGCUUCUGGUCGGAAAAAUGGGAACCAAAGCAAUUUUCAUUUCUCUUCCGUUUUCCUGUGUACUCGGUCUAGUCUCCGCCAUGACAUCAACAACCAUGGUGAGGAACAGGUUCAUCUGGCUUUACGCAUCUGCCCAAUUCACGUUGGUUGUUAUCUUCGCACAUAUAUUUUACCCCUUGUUUUGUAACCUGCAGGUUGGUAAGCAAGCAGUUUUAGCAAUCCUUCUUGCAUCAUUUGCUGGAUUUGGUGUAAUGAUGAGCGGAAGUUCAAUAGUUUCCGAGUUACUCAAAUGGAGAAGAAGAUGGCAAGCUUACUCGGAGCAGCGCUCUCAAGUGAUGACGCAAGAAGGACUAUAUUCUCAAAGUGUAAUUACCCCACAACCAAGCCUUCCCACCUACAACCAAACUACAGUGCAACUUUGAGCUCAAUUCAUAGUAGAAUUGAAGUCUAUAUGGCUCCUUUCGUGUUGUCUAAGGCAAUUGUAUAGCCGAUUUUCAGUACUGUGGUAUUAUGCAGCAAUAGGGAACAACUUGGGACUAUAGCUUUUUUCUCUGUUUUAAGCAUCUUAUUAUGCAUUCUGUGUUGGAAUGCACUAUGUGAUAUGCUAAUGCUAAAUAGUCAAAAAAAGACUCUACUAUAUUGCUGUUAGUAUAAGAUAAUUCUUGUUGUCUAAUACAACUAGAAUGGAAAUGUGAGUUUUUGUGUUCUGAUAUUUCA
Messenger RNA from Lathyrus oleraceus (garden pea), 2120 nucleotides. RefSeq lists its product as uncharacterized. Bases 299 to 1825 code for a protein of 508 amino acids. Gene Ontology annotation, molecular function: zinc ion binding. The record is from RefSeq and is a predicted model, not a curated record. NCBI's taxonomy places the organism in Eukaryota, Viridiplantae, Streptophyta, Magnoliopsida, Fabales, Fabaceae. The transcript has 8 exons.